AUGUGCAAAAAUAUCUGUACAAUUAAAUCUGAAAACACACAUGAUACUGAAAAAAUUAAUUUAAACAUUGCCGCGACCACUGGCAUCGUUGCUUCUGGUAUUGGUUAUUCUCAAUUUGAAGAGCUAUGUUCAGCAAUAGACGUUCCAGUAUUUACUCUGAAUACUUACACCAAAUAUCAAGAUCAGGUUCUUAAAAAAUGGGAACAAACUGCGAGUUCUUCUAUGGCAGCUGCUGCAGAAAAAGAAAAAGAAAUAGCUAUCGAAGAAGGCCAAACCAAGGGUGGUUUUCCCGUAAUUGAUGUUCUCGUUGAUGGCUCCUGGUGCGCUCGAUCCUAUGGUUCUAAUUAUAAAGCAUUAUCUGGUACUGCAGCUAUUAUCGGCAGAAAAACUGGUCAAAUUCUUUACAUUGGGGUGAAAAAUAAAUACUGUCUUGUGUGUGCCCGAGCUGAAAAUAACAAUAUUUCACCUAAGGAGCAUAAAUGCUUCAAAAAUUACGAAGGAUCGUCAACGUCUAUGGAAAAUGAGAUUAUAGUCGAAGGAUUCUAUAUCUGA
This is a messenger RNA of Parnassius apollo (apollo), 552 nucleotides long. Lineage: Eukaryota; Metazoa; Arthropoda; Insecta; Lepidoptera; Papilionidae. The record is from the annotation of a GenBank genome assembly.